UGUGACUACCCUCCACACUGACGGGUUAGAAGUGAGGUGGGAGUGAGGUGGAGGGGCUCAUGUUUUAUAAGAGUGAAGAUCAAAACUUGAAUGAUCAGAGAGACAGACACUUUCACUAAAGCUACAAAUGUACAAUGUGUACAUUUGUACGCCUGCUGUGUGAGCGAGACUGAUUCUGAUAUCUGCUAAACCAAGCCAGGAGAUUAUUUUCUGAGUGAUUCAGAUUGUAAACAUUUGUUGUUUAGAGAUACUACACUCAGCUACUGACGGACAAAGCCACAGAAUAAUCCUGAAGAUGAGAUCCAGCCUGGGGUUAGCCUGUCUUCUCUGCUUCAUCACAUGGAUGAGCUUGGUCCAAGCAACCCAUGGACCUGUGUCAAGCUGUUGUCUUAGGUGGUCCACCACCAUGAUCCAACUUGACCGAAUCAUGAAUUACACCAUCCAGUCUGAAGGAAUCUGUCCCAUAAAAGCUGUAGUGUUUCAGACGCAGUCCGGAAACAGACUUUGCUCCGACCCUAACAACAGGUGGGCAAAAAGAGCCAUGAAGAAGGUGAACGAGAAAACAAAAGCGUUGCUAAAGGUGGAACAGAAUGAACAGGGAUCAGCAAGUGACAACAAACCAGCAGUGUCCACUACACCAAAAAAAGAACCACUGAAGAAGGGCAGGACAAGAAAGAAGGUGCAGAGGAAGAGGUCAAGGGCAGUGAAGAGGUGGCAGAGAAGACGUGGCUGAGGAAUCAUAAGACAAGUCAGAAAGUCAGAGUCACCUCUGCCAACACACAUUGAUCUUUCCAAGAGGACUUGUCCUGCUAUAUCACAUUAACUAUAAACAAACCUGAAACUGAGUUUUAUAUAUCAUUAUAUUGAAAAUUGAAUAUGUACUGUGUAUUUAUAUAUAUAUUGACCUUUUAUAUAUGUACGUCUGUGUCAGAGUGUAUAUAUAUAAAGUCUCAAUAAACAACAAUAAAGUCUCUCGGAUUAAAUGA
Molecule: messenger RNA, 986 nt
Organism: Lates calcarifer (barramundi perch)
Lineage: Eukaryota; Metazoa; Chordata; Actinopteri; Centropomidae
Product: eotaxin
Exons: 3
Coding region: 296-733 (145 amino acids)
Biological process (GO): chemokine-mediated signaling pathway; positive regulation of ERK1 and ERK2 cascade; neutrophil chemotaxis
Cellular component (GO): extracellular region
Molecular function (GO): chemokine activity; CCR chemokine receptor binding
Source: RefSeq, a predicted model, not a curated record